UAUUUUUAAUUACCUCUAGUAGUGACGUUGCUUUUUUUAUUUGGGAAAAAAUAAAUCAGUGUAAGAAAAAGAAAAAAAAGAGUUAAUAAAAGUUCGUUGGGCAGGAGUCAAAUUCUGUGAAACAGGGAAGAUAGAGAGACGGCGGAGAUGGGCGGAGGAGGGUUGUGGACGGUGGUGGAGCUGUUGGGCGGCGUCGCCCUACUUCUCUUCAUUGCCAUUGCUUCUAUCAUCUUAUUCGAAGUUUACAAUCGCCGAUUUAACAACGCUCAUGUUGAAGGUGAAGCGAUUUUCGAAGAUCCAAAUUCACUUAAAAAGGUUCCAUGCCCUUCUAUAUUUGAUCCCGCAGAGAAGUAUAUGUCUUUGAUCAUUCCCGCAUUUAACGAGGAGCAUAGACUUCCAAGUGCACUUGAUGAAACUAUUAACUAUUUACAACAACGUGGAGAGAAGGAUAAAUCAUUUACUUAUGAGGUGGUCAUUGUGGAUGAUGGAAGUGUUGAUGGAACAAAAAAGGUAGCUUUUGACUUCGUCAAAAAGUACAAGGUGGAAAAUGUCAGGGUUCUUCUUCUGGGAAGAAAUUAUGGGAAGGGAGAAGCUAUUAGAAAAGGAAUGCUUCAUUCACGUGGUGAAUUACUUCUCAUGCUGGAUGCGGAUGGAGCAACCAAGGUCUAUGACUUGGAGAAACUUGAAGCUCAGAUUCGUACAGUUGCUGGAAAGGAGAUAAACGUGGAUGGUGGUGGUGAUUCGAGUUUUGGUAUACAUGAUGUUCCUGUCGUUGCAUUUGGUUCUCGCGCUCAUCUCGAGGAUAAGGCUCUUGCUACGAGAAAAUGGUACCGUAACUUUUUGAUGAAAGGAUUCCAUCUUGUUGUUCUCUUGGCUGCUGGUCCUGGUAUUCGUGAUACCCAGUGUGGUUUCAAGAUGUUCACUAGGGCUGCUGCACAGAAGCUUUUCAGAAAUGUUCGAUUAAAAAGAUGGUGUUUUGACGUAGAGCUAGUUUAUUUAUGCAAAUGGUUUAGGAUUCCGAUGGUUGAGAUAUCUGUGACUUGGUCUGAGAUUCCAGGAUCAAAAGUGAAUAUGCUGAGCAUACCCAACAUGCUUUGGGAGCUCGCCCUCAUGUCUGUAGGUUAUAGAACGGGUAUGUGGAGAAUUGCAGUCUAACUUUCUAAGAGAAUUUGAUGUACGGUGUGCUUGGAAGAAACCUUCCUGUGUAUGGGAAGACAUACAGAAAAAGGCUCUUGGAUUUACGCAGCACGAGUAGCUUAGAGUGCUUGUUUUCAUCAAUCAGCUUUAUUUAUUGCAAGCAAAGGGCUAUAGGAACGAGGGCAGAAGUUUGGUUGCCUUUCUUUUAUAGUAUAAGAACUGUAUAUCAUAUUCAUUUUGGAGGGAUCUGUACGAUUGUACUUAACAAUAGCAAUCUAACUUGUGGGAGAGGUGGCUAUAGUGGAUACGAGUUAUACGCCAAGUUAAAAACUUGAUUUUAUUGCCUUUUAGAUCUAAGUUUGUGAGAACACUAGAAGCAUUUGUAUUUUUUAACAUCUGUUCAUCAAUGAAUUUGUUUCCUGUUUA
This is a messenger RNA of Spinacia oleracea (spinach), 1563 nucleotides long. RefSeq lists its product as uncharacterized. Gene Ontology annotation, biological process: protein N-linked glycosylation. Bases 148 to 1155 code for a protein of 335 amino acids. NCBI's taxonomy places the organism in Eukaryota, Viridiplantae, Streptophyta, Magnoliopsida, Caryophyllales, Amaranthaceae. The transcript has 10 exons. Gene Ontology annotation, cellular component: endoplasmic reticulum membrane. The record is from RefSeq and is a predicted model, not a curated record.